AACGCCCUGGACAGGUGGAGGUGGUCAUGCAAACAGGUUCAUACUUUGAGGAAUAAGUCAACGUGCCCCCCCUCCCCGUUUUCUCAUUUAAAAAGCCUCGGAUUUUAAAUGUAUCUCUAACUACGUUAAUCAGUAUAUAUCUUUUACUCGUUAGUCUAGUGUGUCGUACUGCAGAUUGAAUGUUGAAUUAAUAAUCCCGAUACCUACAGCACAGCUUCACCCCGGGCAAUGAGCUCUCUGCUGCUGUCCAACUGCACCAUGAAGGACUGCGAAUCCGUUCUCCACUACUCCGCACCGGGGAAGGCCGGCGUGCAGUUCUCGUCCGCUCUGCACUCCCAGCCCAAGUCCCAGACUUUCAGCCCGCAGUCGGGGCCUCACCUGCUGGCCAGCAUUCAGCUUCAGAAGCUCAACAGCCACUACCAGAACCUGGCGGCGGCCUCCACCCCCAGUGGCGGACCCACCCGGGGCUGCAGCACAGUAUCCGCAGGUGCCGGGCAGCCGGGCUCCGCUGGCACGGGCCAGUGUCCUGGCAUCUUUGAUUCCGACCCUGUGGAUGAAGAGGUUCUCAUGUCCCUGGUGGUUGAGCUGGGCUUGGAUCAGGCUAACGAGCUGCCGGAGUUAUGGUUGGGGCAGAACGAGUUUGACUUCAUUUCCGACGUUUCUGCCGGCCGCUGACCAGCUACGGCGCACUCUUACACAGUAUUUAAGGAAUACAGAGUUUUUUUUCUUUUUUGAAGUGUCUAUUUUUGUGAGCCGGCCUAGACAGUGCCUCCCUCUGCAUUGUGAAGCCGUUUCUCCUUAUUUUAAAGUUCAAGGUGAAGCUCGGAUAACAUGGUGUUCUUGUGAACUUUGGAAUCUCGUCGCGACUUGACGGUACCUUCAAGCUGAAAAGCCAAAGGGAGGAUUGUAAACUACUUUAUUUGACAAAACCUGUUUGGUUUAUUUUCCUUGGAUUUAUUGUUUUUUUUUUUUUUAAUUAAAAACCUAUCUAUGGCUCAAUCUGAGUCUCUAAGUUGAAGAUGCGAGGUUUUUCCAGCAAACUGACUGAAAACAGACUUUCUUUGACUUUUUUUUUUUUUCAGCCGAGUCGAGGAGGCAGCUCUACAAAUAGCCUUUUGAAGACAAACGGCUUCACCUGACCCCCUGGUCUGGAUGGAUGGAUGGCCGCAGUUCUUUCUUCCCAGGCCUUAUUGUGGCAGGCAGUGUGCUGUUACAGCCCAGUAACUGAAGGAGGCCCUGAAAUGCGGGCCUGUCCUGGCCCAGUCCCGCCCACCACUGUCAAGCUCCGCCCCUUCAGUGUGCGCGAUCAGAGCCAUUCCAUCCGAUCUGUGUGGGCAAAGGAAAAGUUUUUUUUUUUUUAACAAAAGCUGUGUGUGGCUUGUGGGUUAAUUUUUCCUGCUUUCUCUGAGAAUAAUUUUGGUCUAAGCUGCCUUUAAAUAUGUUUAUAAGAGAAUUGUCAAAGACCUUCUUGGAAAGGUGAAAGUGACGACGCACGGCAAGUUCCACACUGAAGUUUGGUGUUGGAUUUCUUUAAAAGCUUCGGACUAACGCACGGCUGAAGUCAACUCUCCUUCGGUUUUCAGCACCGUCACCUUUUCGGAUGGGGUUGUAAAUAUACCCCUGGGUGGGAACUUUUAUUUUUUGGGCAGAUGUUGGGGGGGGGGGAACAUGAAGCUGCUGUGGUUGCAGGAUGGGAACGGGAAGGCGUCCAAUGGAAAGCAGGCCUGUGAAAUCAUGUUUGCAUCUAGUAAAUAUAAACUUUUUUUUUAACCAUUAA
Molecule: messenger RNA, 1777 nt
Organism: Brienomyrus brachyistius
Lineage: Eukaryota; Metazoa; Chordata; Actinopteri; Osteoglossiformes; Mormyridae
Product: cbp/p300-interacting transactivator 1-like
Exons: 2
Coding region: 229-675 (148 amino acids)
Biological process (GO): regulation of DNA-templated transcription
Cellular component (GO): nucleus
Source: RefSeq, a predicted model, not a curated record